AUGCCCCUCUCGUCGGUGCUCUUCUGUAUAUUGGCUUUGCUACUGCUACAAGAGGGCUUUCUAGAGGCUCCCAUCGAAAGCCUAACAGUAGUGGAGGGUCAGGAUCUGGACUUGCAUUGUGUGGUGGGUGGAGACAACUCAUCUGUUCUGCAGUGGUCCAACCCUCGCUGGUUUGUGAUUUUUCUCGACCGCGUACAAGGUUUAAAGGAUAAGAGGUAUAAGCUUAUUAAUUCUUCAACGGAUCACUUGUCAAUUCGCAUUUCCAACAUAACAACAGAUGAUGAAGGACUGUACACCUGUGACCAUUAUGGUGCGACAGUCACAACCAAGGUGGUGAAUGUCACCGUUUUAGUUGCUCCUUCUAAACCUCUGUUGGAAGAAUCAACAAUUAGAGUUCACAGCGGAGAAGAAAUUAUUAUCUUAAGGUGCUCUACCUGGAGGAGUAAGCCCUUUCCUCAGGUUACAUGGCUGCUGGACAAUGGGAUCGAGCUCUUUGGUGACACCCAACAUCAGUGUGAAGGCAACGGAAAGAAAUGCAACACAACCAGCACCCUGACAGUCCACACCUUCAACCAGAAGUCAACUCUGACUUGUGUUGUUCGGCACAAAGCUCUGGGAAGAGGAAAUUUAACCGCAACUGUCCACCUAGGCCAUAUCAAGUCUACUGCAGAUAUUGUUCCAACUACAUCUGAAUUUGGUACAACAACCUUGGAGAAUCCUUGGCAUUACACAGACAACAUAUUAAAUGUAACAGACGGAAAUUUCAGGACACAAAUGCCACACCUGAGCAGCAAAGCAGACACUCCAAACUCUACCAGCACCAAUGGUAUGUCAGAAUCAGACAACAUAUUAAAUGUAACAGAAGAAAACUUUGUGGCUCCAACCACAUCUGCAAGGAACGAAAUGACAACUCAGAAUCCGAAUUCCACCAGUGGAACAAACCUUACCCGUGAAGGAAUCUUGAAGGAGCCGAGCAAGCUGUUCCCAAUCCUUGUGGCCGCGCUACUUUCAGUUCUGUUUGUCGUAGUCCUGCUCUUCUUGGUGAAACUGUGGAAAGCACAUAGAGAAUGGAAGAGAGAAAACGAUUCUUCAGACCUGACGCUGGAGAGCUACAAAGCUAGGCCUAAUGAAGACAAUCAUGUGCAGGAGAAUAGGAAAGUGGUCGGUUGGAAAUCUAGUAAGAAGAGCGCUGCUGAAGGAUUGUGGCGGACCUCAUCAAAGAAUUCAGAAGAAUCCAAUGGAUCCGUCUUUGAGAAACAGUUGCCCUACAUAAAAGAGACAGAUCUAUAA
Euleptes europaea (tarantolino) is the source of this 1290-nucleotide messenger RNA. RefSeq names its product cytotoxic and regulatory T cell molecule (gene CRTAM). Gene Ontology annotation, molecular function: signaling receptor binding. NCBI's taxonomy places the organism in Eukaryota, Metazoa, Chordata, Lepidosauria, Squamata, Sphaerodactylidae. Gene Ontology annotation, biological process: positive regulation of natural killer cell mediated cytotoxicity directed against tumor cell target; detection of tumor cell; cell recognition. Gene Ontology annotation, cellular component: plasma membrane. The transcript has 11 exons. Bases 1 to 1290 code for a protein of 429 amino acids. The record is from RefSeq and is a predicted model, not a curated record.